CAAUGACUUUACCUCAAACCAAACUAAACCCAAUGGAUUGAUUUGGCUGCUAUUUUGGGAGACGAAACCAAAUUAAACCAGAUCAUAACCAAUCCCCUCAAUUCAAUACAAAUCGCAACUCUGAAGAUAAUAAUUUUACAAUAUAGCAACAAGUAAAUAAUCAAAUCAAAUUCUGACCACCAAAAACCAAAAACCCCAAAAACUGGGGAACGUCAUUUCCAGGCGCUCCCGCAGCCACCGGAGACCGACGGCAAUGGCGGCCACCGCGUCUUCAGCCGCAGCCAAACCCCUCCCUUCCUUGGACUUCUCGGCCGAUUCUCCGCCACUCAGACUGGUCCUCACUCCCGAUCAGUACAAGUACUGCUCUCAGGCUCUCAAGUUCUUCAAAGACAAGCUCCAGACUUCUGACCAUAUCCACCAGGAGUUCGAUCAGCUACAGGCGAAGAGGAUAACAUCAUCUGAUAUGAAGAGAAGUUGCACUGUGGCUCUUGAUAGUGUCAAUUUGAGCAAAAACCGAUACACCGAUGUCUUACCAUUUGACACAAAUAGGGUUGUUCUCAACUCCUGUAAGGAUUACAGACCUUCAGCAAGGGGCUACAUCAAUGCCAGCUUUAUCUCGACUAGUUCCUCUGAAAGCAUUUCCCGGUUUGUAGCAACACAAGGUCCACUUCCGCACACCUACGAGGACUUCUGGGAGAUGGUACUUGAGCAGCGUUGCCCUGUGGUCAUCAUGCUUACUCGCCUGGUCGACAAUUACAGGAUGGUUAAGUGUGGAGAUUAUUUUCAGGCUGAAGAUGGCCCUAGAGAAUUCGGUAAUAUAUGUCUAGCCACUAAGUGGCUAAGAACUACUGAAACUUCGUUAGAAUUGCGCCUUCUAGAGGCGAACUAUAAAGAGUCAGAGGAACCACCCAUGUCUGUAUUGCAUAUUCAGUAUCCUGAAUGGCCUGACCAUGGAGUUCCCGAGGACAGUAUUGCUGUCCGUGAAAUCUUGAAAAGACUAUAUCAAGUACCACCAAAUCUUGGCCCCAUUGUGGUGCACUGCAGUGCAGGUAUUGGGAGAACUGGAACAUACUGCACAAUUCAUAAUACAGUCCAAAGAAUUCUAGCUGGGGACAUGUCUGCGUUAGAUGUCGUUGAUACAGUAACCACAUUUAGGUCUCAGCGAAUUGGAAUGGUCCAAACACUGAAUGGUGGGAGGAAUUGGGAACGAGUGUGGCGAAAUACUAAAAUAGCCACGCAUGUGCGCGUAAAUGGAGGGAUGUUCGCAAUUGGACUGGAUUUGUGGACGGAAUGAAACACAGUGACGAAAUGGGGAGAAAUAGAAACAUGGUGAACCAAAAUUGAAUUCGGGGCAAAACACAGUGACCUAAAGCGCAUUUUACCCCUUUUUAGAUGGACUUCACUGAAUUCUUCAUCAUUUUUUAUUUCAAGAAUCCCAUUAUUGGUCGAAUCUGGGCCAAUUCAUUGGCAAAUGAUAAAUCUACCAGUUACUCAGAAAUUCUUCAACGUUUUUUAUUUCUCUUGUAGACAAUUUAGUUUCCUUACACUAAUUUUUCCCCAAGUACGCUUUUUGUGUACAUGGGUUGUGCCUCCUUGGUGCUUUUGAAUACAUCUCAUUACUUUAGGGCAUUUUCUUGUUGAUGCCAUAAGCUUUGCUGUUAGUGAGUUUGUUCUGUGAUUACUUAUGAGGGUUAGUACCUGAGCUGAAGUUACUGACCCAAAUUUUUUGAGGGUAUCAUUGUGCUUAAAAACUCUGUUGGUUAAAAUCUAUAAAUGAUUAAGACAAACCAGAAUUUAACAAGAGUUUCGUAGAAGUCAAUCUAGGAAAAAAAGAAUCAGAGUGUUAGAGAAUGGCACUUCAAUUCUGCUGAAUUUUGGAGGUUUUGGUUGGAUUUUGAAUCUUAUCUAAACUGCUUAAUCCUAAUAUUUUGAUAGAAAAUGUCACAAAUAUUUCAGAGUACUGGUUUGUUUUGUUGUAAAUAUUUCAGAAUACUGUUGUCUGUCUCGUUUUGUGCCAACAUUUUCUUACAAGAAUUGUUCCAACUCUCUCCAAUUUGUGG
Messenger RNA from Prunus mume (Japanese apricot), 2060 nucleotides. It is a transcript of the gene PTP1, whose product is annotated as protein tyrosine phosphatase 1. Gene Ontology annotation, biological process: protein dephosphorylation. NCBI's taxonomy places the organism in Eukaryota, Viridiplantae, Streptophyta, Magnoliopsida, Rosales, Rosaceae. The record is from RefSeq and is a predicted model, not a curated record. Gene Ontology annotation, molecular function: protein tyrosine phosphatase activity.